Orbicella faveolata is the source of this 3484-nucleotide messenger RNA. Its product is annotated as putative ZDHHC-type palmitoyltransferase 8. NCBI's taxonomy places the organism in Eukaryota, Metazoa, Cnidaria, Anthozoa, Scleractinia, Merulinidae. The record is from RefSeq and is a predicted model, not a curated record. Gene Ontology annotation, molecular function: palmitoyltransferase activity.
UCUUGGAGUACAGUGUCAAGCGGCUGUGCCUGGGAACGAUGAUUAUCACUGAUAGAUGCCUGGUCACCAAGUGCCCGCGCUGUACUUUGAAGAUCAAAAUGGCGUUGAUUGUGAUCGCUUUCAGCCUUAGUAUAGUUGUUGUUGUGAUUGGCGCUUUUGUUUUCCAGAUCCUUCCGAGACUGUUUCCUAAACUCAAGACGUUGCUGCCGUCGCGAGCGGUUGUCAGCUACGUACAAGUCGUGCCCAUCAGCUUCAUUUUCCCCGCUCUGUUGUGGCUGUUUUUCUUUGUUUAUCUGGAAGCCCAUGUCCCUGAAAACCCGUACUCUUCGUUGCUAGGGUGGUGGCAUACGUUUUUCACCCUCUACAUGAUGGCAAACGCUGUUUUCAACUACUACAUGACCGUCCUCACUAACCCCGGAUAUCCACAGACCCAGGAGGAAUACGCGCGUGACAGAUGCUUCGUGAAAACUUUCCAAGCAUGUAUGAAGUGCAAGCGAGUUCGAAGCGCUGGAACACAUCACUGCAGCUGGUGUCACACCUGCGUGGAAAUGAUGUGCCACCACUGUCCCUUUACAAACAACUGUAUCGGGCGCCGAAACUACGUCUACUAUUACACUUUCUUGGCGUAUGCAUUCUUCGGCCUCUUGUAUGCCUGCUACCUGGCCUACUUCCCUUUUGUGAGCUGCAUGUCGGGUCUUGCUCUAAAGAAGUUCAAAGAAACUUUUGCUAACAUGCCGCACUUGAGCGCCCUUCAUCGGUAUUCAUCGUCAAAGGAUUCAUUGAUGAGAUAUUUCGACGAUGUCAAGAUGAGCGAAAGCUGUGAAGCCUUACAGGAAUACGCGGUCUUGUUUGCUCCAGCUGUUGGAAUUACCUGCUUCAUUGCUGCAUUAUUUCUGUUCCAGACAUGGCUGCUUCUCUUAGACAUGUCGAUUGUUGAUUUCUAUGAAUCGCUUUCGAAUGCCACAUCAUUCCAGGAGCUUCUCCGAAUAUGGCAUGUCAGUUUAUUCAAACGAAAGAAGUUCAGGUUCACCCACUUGAUCCUCAGGAAGAAAAGUCAUUGGUGGAAAUUUUUUGUACCAUGUCCAUCUGAUGUGGAAAGUGACUUACCACCCAAGGACCUGUAAAAACAUUACAGGUGGCUUAACCUUUGAGGGUGGGAGGGUAGAGGCAGAGGGGGAAUCUCUGUAUUGCUCUUCAAAUUUGUUUUAAAGAUGACUGACAAGUUAGUUUGGUUAUGGCAUGUUAUCCCAAAGGUACCAACAGUGAAAAACAAAACAGUGAAUGAGUGGUUUGGAAUAGACCUUUUCACAGCCACUGUUGCCAUCUUGUUUAGGGGGCAAACACACCAAAAAUUGCGGUAAAUGUAUGGGAAAAAAUAAAAGUUUGAUGCCCAAUAAGUUGAGAGUGAUUGACUUUUGGAGUAUUUUAUGAGUUACAAGGAAAACAUACCCAGCAGAAGGUUUUUUGGUCAAAUUUGAAGACCAUAGAUUGGUUGUGAGGUGAGGAAUUGCACUUUUAAUUUUUCAUACAAAUGUCUCUAAAUUUUCCCACAAAUUGUGACUCAGUUUUACAGACAAGUGUAUGGAAACAUGAAAACCUUAAUUGUGACUUUUCUAGCAAGUCUAUUUCCCUCAAAUAAAAUCAGUAAAUUCUUUCACCCAGUAUCUUAAAAUUUAAAUUCAUAAAUUAAUGCUUCUGGCCCGGGUUGUUCGAAGGGUGGAUAACACUAUCCACCAGAUAAAUCACCAUCCAGCAGAUAGCGUGGUUUGUUUUGUUAACACUUAUCCACUGGAUAGCGAUUCAGUGGCAUAAAUAAGAAGGCAUCAGAAACUGUGAAAAGGUCUAUUAUCCCAAACAACACAAUGACUACAUACGUUGCAGCUCAGAUAUAAGCAAACCAAAAUGUAUGCGUAAUUUGUGUCAGCUGAAAACGCUUCUAUUCAUACGCACAUACAUACAUACAUGUAUAAAGUAUGGCUCAUUAGUAUGUGUAAAGUAUGGCACAUUAGUAUGUAUGAGCUAACGUAUUGUUUCUUAACGUGCUGAUACCAUUUGGAAGAUUCUUCCUAAGGAUGGCAUGCAUGUUACUCUGCAUUUUUAGAAGAAGGUAUUAGGUAAUUUGAUAUGAGGGCAGCAUCUUAGACAUUUCACUUGAUUCAAAGCCAGGUGAUCAAAUGUAUCCAAGAUGAAGUGUCGUGCUUGAACUCACAAUAUACCAGUCAUGCAGCACAGCAAAGUCACUCCUACUAACACAUCGUGUGGUUCCAGAAAAUAUUAAUUUUCCCCAUGGAUGGUUUGUUGGUUUGAACCCACCCUCAUCCCUCUGGAAAUUUAAGUUUUCCUUCAUACAUUUCUUUGGAAGGUUGGCUUUGAGACCCCUCACACCCUCAGAAUUUCCACUGACACUCCAUGGGGUGGGUGUGGAUAUUUUCUGAACUACACAAUGGCACUUCAAGCAUUGUGCUAAACUUGCACCUGACCCAAAUAUUUAUACAAACGUGUUAGUGGAUGAGAAAUAUAAGUUUCUUUGUGGCAUGAAUAUUUUAGUUUUUGGCAGUCUGACUUUUUCCGUAAUCUUGUUGCACUUCACUGGCACUGCCUACAUAAUUUGUAAAGGCACCUGUAGGAGAGAAAUUUACUGUGGUCUUUAUAUUAGCUGCAGUUCACUUCAAGUCAACUUUUAACAACUUUUUGCUGAGUCUGGGUUUUAUUUUGGAGUUGUCAAAAUAGCUACUUUCCCAAGUUUAACAGAUUGACCUCAUGACUCAGAUCUCCUAUUUCAGCUGGUGUGCUUUAUCUGCUUUCACUUUAGUUCAGGACAAGAUCAUUGUUAGUACUUUUCAUUCCCACCCUUUCCACCCAUUCAUUGGUGGACAGAGAGGGUAUUUUUUCUUAUCACUAUCUCCUGGGGAAGUUGUGAGUUAAUAAGGCUCUCUGUGACAAACAACUAUGUGUAUGUGUAUUAGGGUCUGUCUUUGAGCAAAUUGUGUUGUUUAUGAGAGAAAUUACGUAAGAAAUUUGUUAGUGAAAUAUUACAGAAACUUUAAUUAUUUAUUUGCACACUAAUUUAUAGGCGGAGAAGUUAAUGCAAGGCAUUAGGAUAAAAACCGCUUGCAAACAAAGUUGUUUUUUGUCGUUAUAAUAAGACCUGCAAAAUGUUUUUCAUGUAAUUUAAUUUAAGUUAUGAGAUUUACAAGAAUGUACAAGUGAACUUGUUAUAUAAAAUGCACAACUUAUGAUACAUCUACUUCCACAUAGAACAGAUCACAGGUACAAUCUGUAGAUCACCAAGUUAAAAAUCUGAGUGUGCAAGUUGGAAGCAGUAUUGUCACAAAGCAGUAAAACAAGUACUUGUUCAACCACAUUAAGUUUGCAUAGUGUGUGAUAACAGAAAUAUUAAAAUAGAACAUUCUUGUUUCGUGUGAAAUCUUAAACGUGUAUUCCCUUGUUUGGUUGGCCUCAUUAAAUUGUCUGAACAAAAUUA